Schistocerca serialis cubense is the source of this 522-nucleotide messenger RNA. It is a transcript of the gene IFT20, whose product is annotated as intraflagellar transport protein 20 homolog. NCBI's taxonomy places the organism in Eukaryota, Metazoa, Arthropoda, Insecta, Orthoptera, Acrididae. The transcript is spliced from 3 exons. Gene Ontology annotation, cellular component: Golgi apparatus; centrosome; cilium. The record is from RefSeq and is a predicted model, not a curated record. The coding region runs from base 114 to 509 and encodes 131 amino acids. Gene Ontology annotation, biological process: centrosome localization; intraciliary transport; protein localization to cilium.
UGGAAUAGCUCGUUUUAUAUGUGAAAAGCUGCGCACCUUAGUUUAUGUCAGUUGUCAACUAUAGAGUGUAUACAAUCUAUACGUAAAGGGUGGUUGUAUUAGCGAUAUUGAAUAUGACAGAAAUGCUCGCAAAGUUAGGAAUUUAUUUCGAUGACUUGACCAAAAUACGAAUUCUCGAACCGGAAGUAGCCGAACAGACAAAUGAGCUGAAUGAAGAAUGCAAAACUUUUGUGGAAAAAAUAACGGAAUUUCAAAAACUAGUUGAUGGUUUUAUAUCAGUGAUGGAAAAUUUGGCAAAAGAAGUGGAAAGGGAGAAAAUGAAAGCAAUUGGAAUAAGAAAUAUGCUUAAGUCUGUAGCAAAACAGAGGGAGUCUGAGCAGCAACAAUUACAGGCGCUAAUAAUCGAGAAAUCCACAGAACUGGAACGGCUUCGAAUACAGCAUCAGUCAUUACAGAAAACUGAACAAGAGCAAGAAGACAUAAUUGAAAAUCUGGUACUGAAUCACUGAUUUUGAAAUACUU